GGCCGUUAAAAGAAGUGGGGGGAGGAAGAGAACAGGGAGGCGUCCAGAGGCGCAGAAGCUGGGAAGAGCCCGGGAAUGUCCCCUUUCCCCCACCCACCAAGUGAACGAGAGUGUCUUUCCAGAGUCAGAAGCAGCAACCCAAGAGAAAAAGGAAGGAGAUGAAAGAGAAGGACCCCGAAGGGCUUGGAACUGGCAAGAUUUCAAAAAAAUGUCCCCAUCCCUUCCAAGCAGGGAGUGGGGCUGCAUUCUGGGAAAGAGCCAUGCCAGAAAUCUUGGUUCAAGACCCUGUGACCGCAGAUGAACGCAGCCGAUGCUUCCGGCAGUUCUGUUACCAGGAGGCUGAUGGGCCCCGAGAGGUUUGCAGCCGGCUCCACGGACUUUGUAAGGACUGGCUGGAGCCAGAGAGGCGCACCAAGAAGGAGAUGGUGGACCUGGUGAUCCUGGAGCAGUUCCUGGCCAUCCUGCCGCAGGAAGUGCAGGGCUGGGUGAGAGGAUGCGGGCCAGAGAGCAGUUCCCAGGCAGUGGCCCUGGCUGAAGGUUUCCUCCUGAGUCAGGCAGAGGAGAAGAGGCAGGCACAGCAGAUAUGGGGAGGAUCCGUGAAGGUGGAAGCAGAGUUCUCUGAGGCAGAAGGAGCUCCGUCAGAGGAAGGCGGUGUAGAGACAUUAUCGAGCCCUAUUCUAGGCAGAGAAGUGGAAAUGCUUCCUCGACCUCUGGUCCAGUCUCCAGUUUCCUUUGAGGAGGUGGCCGUGUAUUUCACCAUGGCGGAGUGGGGCCUGCUAGAUCCGGGCCAAAAAGCCCUCUAUAGUGAAGUCAUGCUGGAGAACUAUGGGAGUGUGGCUUUUCUGGCCAAGAAUAUAAGAGAUCCUACGCUGGAGACAGACCGAGGCCUUGCAUCUGAAAAAUUGCUGCAGAGUUUUUCCGGAAGAUCUGAAGAGACUGUUUCCUUCCCCAAUCAACUGGUAGCAAAAGCAGAUGCAGAAGAGACAGUUGGGGAAUUCCACAAGUUCUCUUUGGAAAUAGUCAAGAAUGAAGAUGCUGACGAAAACUCUGGAGAUGGACCACAGAGGCAGGAGGAAAGCCACGCAGGUAAGAGGAGGGAUAAGCCCAUUCCUUGCCAAAGAGGGGUCCUCCCUGAAACCCCAGUCCAUGAGGAAUGGUCAGUCAACAAAAGAAGGAACAAAGGCCUCUGUGUUUAA
This is a messenger RNA of Heteronotia binoei (common prickly gecko), 1196 nucleotides long. RefSeq names its product zinc finger protein 446-like. Bases 159 to 1196 code for a protein of 345 amino acids. The transcript has 7 exons. NCBI's taxonomy places the organism in Eukaryota, Metazoa, Chordata, Lepidosauria, Squamata, Gekkonidae. The record is from RefSeq and is a predicted model, not a curated record. Gene Ontology annotation, biological process: regulation of DNA-templated transcription.